This is a messenger RNA of Trichomycterus rosablanca, 1491 nucleotides long. It is a transcript of the gene chrm1b, whose product is annotated as cholinergic receptor, muscarinic 1b. Lineage: Eukaryota; Metazoa; Chordata; Actinopteri; Siluriformes; Trichomycteridae. The transcript has a single exon. Bases 1 to 1491 code for a protein of 496 amino acids. Gene Ontology annotation, biological process: G protein-coupled receptor signaling pathway, coupled to cyclic nucleotide second messenger; adenylate cyclase-inhibiting G protein-coupled acetylcholine receptor signaling pathway; chemical synaptic transmission. Gene Ontology annotation, cellular component: dendrite; plasma membrane; synapse. The record is from RefSeq and is a predicted model, not a curated record. Gene Ontology annotation, molecular function: G protein-coupled acetylcholine receptor activity; G protein-coupled serotonin receptor activity.
AUGAACCACGCCUGCGAACACCAGGAACUUAACGUGACCACAGAUCCGGAUCCGCUGGGGGGCCAUCAGACCUGGGAGGUGGUUUUAAUCGUGCUUGUGACUGGCCCGCUCUCAUUUAUCACAAUCCUGGGUAAUCUGCUGGUGGUCAUCUCAUUCAGGGUCAACCGACAAUUAAGAACCAUCAGCAACUACUACCUCCUGAGUCUGGCUGUAGCUGACCUGAUCUUAGGCGCGGUGUCCAUGAACCUGUACACAACUUAUAUCAUAAUGGGUCGUUGGAUGUUUGGAAACUUGGCAUGCGAUCUGUGGCUUGCACUGGACUAUGUGGCCAGCAAUGCCUCCGUGAUGAACCUUCUGGUCAUCAGCUUCGAUCGGUACUUCUCUGUAACUCGUCCACUGACGUACCGGGCCAAAAGGACUCCUAAGAAAGCAGCCGUGUUGAUCACUCUAGCAUGGGUGGUGUCGUUUGUUUUAUGGGCACCCGCCAUCCUGUUCUGGCCCCACGCGGUUAGCCCACCGUCCAGGGACGCCUGUUCCAUUCCGUUUCUAGCAGAAGCUUCUCUGACCUGUGGAACAGCCAUCGCCGCUUUUUAUCUGCCCGUCAGCAUCAUGGUCGUCCUCUACUGGCGGAUUUACUGGGAGAUCGAGAACAGAGCCAACGGACUUUCCAAGUUUGUGGGUUCCACUACCAGCAUUGAGGGCAACUUGGCGAAGGCGAACGUGUGGUUAAACAGCGCCCAGAGCAGUCUCAGUAGUUCCACCGAGAGAGGUUCCAGAAAGGGUCCGAGGCUGGACAGGAAAACAUCACUUGGGUGCUUUCCAUCAACUCAAAAACAGCUUCCUGUGGCAAAGGGAAACACAUCCAUGUUGCCACCAGACGGAGAACUCGAUUACAGAGAGGCUGCCAGCAGCAGCACCUGGCACAUCGCUGAUGAUGACAAUGAUGGCAUGAGCUCUUCAACAUCAGAAGAACAGGAUCAUGAUAAAGCACUGGCAUCAUCGGCAUUGAACCCUGUCGUUAUUAAGCUGGAGGAUUUGCCCGUUAGCUCCGAGGAUCAGCAGGAGGUUCCAGCCUUACCUGCCAAAGCUGCCGACCCAUCAUCAAGCAAACCCUUGAGGAACUGGGACCUCAAUCUCUGCAAGCAGCUUAGAUCCAAACGGUGGAUGAACACGAUCAUUCGGGAAAAGAAAGCGGCGCGGAUACUGAGCGCCAUCCUGUUGGCUUUCAUCCUCACCUGGACACCCUACAACAUCAUGGUCUUGGCUUCUAUUUCCUACCACGUCCCGGAGAAGCUGUGGCAGCUGGGGUACUGGCUGUGCUACGUCAACAGCACCAUCAACCCCAUGUGCUACGCUCUCUGCAACGAGACCUUCCGAGCCACCUUCAGGACGCUGCUGAUGUGUCGUCACGGGGAGGCCAAGAACCGGGAGCCGAGCGUCCAGAGUCGCCAACCCUCCGUGAGACUCAAUAAGACCUGUAGCGCAGUGUGA